This is a messenger RNA of Candidula unifasciata, 900 nucleotides long. NCBI's taxonomy places the organism in Eukaryota, Metazoa, Mollusca, Gastropoda, Stylommatophora, Geomitridae. The record is from the annotation of a GenBank genome assembly.
AUGAGCAGAAAACCCCAGAGAUCCUCAAAAGCUGCAGUCUAUUUGAUUGGCCUGGCAGUAGCCGACACUUGCGCCCUGUACUCUGGCUUACUGCGCCACUUCGUUAGAAAAGUUACAGGAUGGGACUUCAGACAUAUCUCAGAAGUCAGCUGUAAGAUCAACAUAUGGCUGGUGUAUGCAUCACUAGACAUCUCCGUAUGGAUUUUAGUGGCGUUAACCAUUGAACGUUUCUUGUCCGUGUUUUUCCAGCAUCCGGUGAAGAUCUACUGUUCUCGCAUGUCCUCCAAGGUGGCUGUAACGUGCAUUGUCAUCUCCAUACUCGUUCUGGACACACACAUACUUUAUGGUUACGGUGACAGCCUUACAGGGGAUACCCAGCUGAAAAAUCUCUGCACUGCAAUCUCUGAUAAUUAUAACAGCUUCUUCAUAUACGAUUAUCCAUGGAUUGAGUUCUGUUUCCACUUUGUGAUUCCUAUAAUUGUUCUUACUAUCGGCAAUUUCAGCAUCGGUGCUAAAGUACUGCUUGUCCGGAGAAGCUUACGCAGGUUUCCGAGGCAACCUUACAACGAUCGCUUGUUGAGAGCAACAAGCAGACGAGGUCGUCUUUCUAGACUGACCGUCACCUUGUUCGCCCUCACCUUGGUGUUUAUGUUCACUGAGGCACCAUGCAAGGUAUUUUACAUUCUGAAAGCACUGGGGCUGAAACACAUUGACACCACAGCAGAUGCAGGUGUUUUCAAUAUAAUGUACACUACGGCUAACCUGAGUAUGUACGUUAAUAAAUCCAUUAACUUCAUCCUCUACUGCUUUACUGGAUCUAGAUUCAGACAUGAAUUGAUGAGUAUGUUCAAAAAGCAAAAGACUAGGACUAAUACAACAAACCCAGUAAGAGAAGGAUGA